Molecule: messenger RNA, 540 nt
Organism: Osmia bicornis bicornis
Lineage: Eukaryota; Metazoa; Arthropoda; Insecta; Hymenoptera; Megachilidae
Exons: 5
Coding region: 74-478 (134 amino acids)
Molecular function (GO): odorant binding
Source: RefSeq, a predicted model, not a curated record
AAUAAGAUUUAGUCGUCGAUAAACUAGCUCAUUCUGUAGUAGUGUUGUUCGUUAAUUGUUAAACAACGUCAAGAUGAAGACUUGGCUAAUUAUUGUUAGUGGUUUGCUGAUGGCAGCUGCAAUUAAUGCUGAUCCUGAAGAUGAUUAUAUAGAUCUAAUGAAAGAUCAACUUAUACACUGUGCUAAAAAAAAUGGAUUAACUGAAAAAACUCCUAAAGAAAUAUUCUACAAAGAAAUGGAAAGGGGUGAGGAAAAGGCCUCAUGCCUUGUUGAAUGCACCAUGAAAUUAAGAAGCUUUAUAAAAGAUUCGAAGAUAAACCUAGACAAUGUGCAGGAGUUUCUGAAAAUCGUGCACGCUGAUGAGCCAGAUUUAUUAAAACAAAAGCAAAAAACUGCAGUUGAUUGCUUCGAUAAAGUUAAAGACAUUGAUGGGUGCAAAAUGGCGUUCAGCUACGUUAAAUGUUUCAUGGAAAACUAAGAAAAUUCAGAUGUAUUUUAAAGAGUAUAAAUAAAUAAAAGAUGAAUAUAUAUAAAAUUAAA